UUAAAAAAUGUACGAUGCAAAUUCAUAGAAAAAUCAGCUAAAAAAUCAUGAUCAUACAUCGAAUCCAUGAUCCUAUAUUAUAUACGCAAUAUCUUUAAAUUUAAAAAAUGGAAGAUAUUGUUAUUUAUUGGCAUUUGUACCCUGGUUUUAAAAAUAAAUAUUAUACAAAGCUUGUACCCUUCUGUAACACAAUUGACAGAACAACAUAAAUGUCCAGCAUGUUAUGGGGUUUCUAUGUGUCGUGAUAUUCAUAAAAUAAAUCUCUUGUGGCAUGAUAUUAAUGCAAUAAUUUCUCACUUAUUUGGGGUUAAAAAUGUGUUCUUUGCAACAUAUAAUCAAAGAAAGGUAGUGCUGAAGAAAUUGGCACAAUCUUUUGAAUUAAAAGCAUUUGACAUUACAUUGUGUAAAAAACUCCAGCUGGAAUAUCCUUGUACAAAUGUUCUAUUGGAUAGAUAUGUAGCAGAUUUUUAUAAUUAUAUCAAAGAAACAAUUACUCUUGAUUUUUCUAAAGAUGAUUCCAGCCGUUUGAGACUUUGCCCAACAUUACAACAUUUGGAUGAUUUGUUUUACAAUAUUUAUCUUAACAAUAAAUAUAUUGAUCCUACACAAUACUUAAUUAAUCUGUGGACAUUGGUUUCUUUAAAUCCAGAGCCAUUAAUUCUUCAGAUAUUAUCUGCGGAAAAUGGAUGGCCAGUGCCAAAAUAUUUUGGAGCAUGUGGCCGAAUUAUUAUUGAAGAAUAUAUUGGUCUACCACUUUCUGAUUAUUAUGAUAAAUCUUGGAUUCAAAGAGCAAAAAUAGCAUCAAGUCUUUUAAAUGCUGCUCAUAUGUUUACUUUCAAAAAUAAAAAAUUCGGUUUUUAUGUAACAGAUGUAUCAGCCGAUAAUAUUGCUGUUGAUUAUAAUAAUGUAGCUAAAUUUAUUGAUUUAGAAAAUAUAAUUGUUGUUGACAAGAAUAUUUCUCAAAAAGAUAUACCGGAAGAAUGGCACGAAUUACAAAAAAACAUGAUGCAUUUUGAUUGUUCUAAUUGUUUUGCAUUUUCCGCCGAAGAUAUUUGUAAUCAUCAUCUAAGCGAUCAUAAUUAUUAUGCAAUCUGUCAGCUUUUAUUAGAUUCAACAAGUAAAAAUUUAUUUCCUGGCGGAUUUCUUCACGAUAUACCUGUUAAUUUUCAAUGGCGAUACCCAAAUAUUGAAUAUCUAUUACAACAAUGUGCCAUUCCUAAUUCUACCGAUUCAAGAAUAUUUUUCGGCCAGCAACUCAAGGCAUCAUUGGAUGCAAUUGUAGAAGAAUCAUCUCAAUACAAAAAUAGUGAAAUAAAAUAACUCAAACAAUAUUAGCUUAAAUCAUAUAAUACAAAUCAAAUACAAUUUUAUAUAAUUCUUGUUA
Camponotus floridanus (Florida carpenter ant) is the source of this 1384-nucleotide messenger RNA. Its product is annotated as deleted in autism protein 1 homolog. The transcript is spliced from 4 exons. The record is from RefSeq and is a predicted model, not a curated record. Bases 67 to 1320 code for a protein of 417 amino acids. Lineage: Eukaryota; Metazoa; Arthropoda; Insecta; Hymenoptera; Formicidae.